Gastrolobium bilobum is the source of this 1894-nucleotide messenger RNA. RefSeq names its product mannan endo-1,4-beta-mannosidase 2-like. The record is from RefSeq and is a predicted model, not a curated record. Bases 326 to 1624 code for a protein of 432 amino acids. Gene Ontology annotation, molecular function: hydrolase activity, hydrolyzing O-glycosyl compounds. Gene Ontology annotation, biological process: carbohydrate metabolic process. The transcript has 5 exons. Lineage: Eukaryota; Viridiplantae; Streptophyta; Magnoliopsida; Fabales; Fabaceae.
UGCUCAUCUCAUUCUAUAAAUCCCUUUGUUACAGCAAUCUACAACCCUGUCAAAGUUGCAGUCUUUAUGCACUAAGCUUAGUAAAGUUAAUGCCUUUCGAGUCCAUUAAUAAUCUUCUCAAAGGGAAAAGGAGAGAUCUAUACAUUCUAAUCAUUUGGGGGGGUCAGGAACAGUCACGUUCACAUCUGUGCCUUAAGGUGUAGUUCAGCAAUCUUCAUCUGGGGGGCACUAAUUUGGUGACCCUUUGAAUAUAUAGCCAAAAGGGUAUCUUUGGAUCUCCCAAAUCUGUUGAUUUCAUCUGGUGUUUCUGUGGCAAAACGUGUACAUGAUAUACAGAAGCAUGGUGUCUGGGAAUGGUUUGUUUUAUCCCAUUUUCGGCUUUGCAUCGCUCGUGUUUUUCAUUUACAUGUCUUUUGGAGACAUAAGGUUCGGUUUUGAGGAAGAACAAGAGUUAGCUUUUGUGGAGAGAAAUGGGACUCAGUUUGUGUUGGAUGGGAAAGCGUUCUACAUUAAUGGGUGGAACUCUUACUGGUUUAUGGUUCAAUCUGUGGAUGAUUAUUCCAGGCCUAGGGUUCAUGAAAUGCUGAAAGCUGGGGCUAAGAUGGGUCUCACUGUUUGUAGAACUUGGGCAUUCAAUGAUGGUGACUACAAUGCCCUUCAGACUUCCCCUGGUGUGUUCAAUGAACAAGCUUUCAAGGCCUUGGACUACGUUAUAGCAGAAGCAAGGAAGCAUGGAAUUAGGCUGCUCCUUAGCUUAGUAAAUAACUUGCCAGCAUAUGGUGGGAAGACUCAGUAUGUCGAAUGGGCAUGGCAAGAAGGGGUAGGGUUAAGCUCAUCUAAUGAUUCUUUCUUCUUUGAUCCUUCAAUCCGAAGCUAUUUCAAGUAUUACGUCAAGACUAUUCUAACAAGGAAGAAUACUAUUACUGGAAUUGAAUAUAGAAAUGACCCCAUCAUUUUGGGUUGGGAAUUGAUUAAUGAACCUCGCUGCAUGACUGAUCCUUCUGGCGAUACUCUCCAAGAUUGGAUAGAGGAAAUGUCAGCUUUUGUGAAAUUGAUUGACAAGAACCAUCUGGUGACUGUUGGGCUUGAAGGAUUUUAUGGUCCUAAUGACCCAAAAAGGUUGACCGUCAACCCUGAGUUGUGGGCAUCCAGACUUGGAUCUGAUUUUAUUAGGAACUCCAAAAUCUCAAAUAUUGACUUCACUUCUGUUCAUAUCUACCCAGAUCAUUGGUUUCAUGAGCAAGAAGUUGAAGACUAUAUAAAAUUUGUCUCCAAGUGGAUGCUUUCUCAUAUUGAAGAUGGUGACAUGGUAUUGAAGAAGCCCGUCUUGUUCUCUGAGUAUGGAUUAUCAUCCACAAUCAAGAACUUUUCAUUGUCUGAUAGAGAAAAGAUGUAUAAAACAAUUUUAGACAUAACCUACAAAUCUGCCAAGAGAAACAGGUCUGGAGCAGGUGCUUUAGUUUGGCAAUUCUUAGUUGGAGGAAUGAAGGAGUUUAUUGAUGAUUUUGGGAUGGUCCCAUGGGAAAGGUCAUCAAUGUAUUCACUAUUUAUUGAACAAUCAUGCAGAUUAGCCAAGGUCAAGGGAUGGACACAACAUGACACAAGUUUCAAAGAAUUUUGUUAACAAAAAUUAUGGAAUCAAAGCUCAUGAUUGGGUGUGGUUUAAGAUUGCUGAUGGUUGCAUGGCUGGUUUUGUACAAUAUCCUCCUAUUUUCUUUACCAAUGCUACAGUUGGGUGGUUAAUGGGGUAUAUAGUGUUGUAGCAUAGAUUACAUAUUUUAUGAACACUUUUUUUUUUUUUUUUUUAAAGCUUGUAAUCAACAUAGACAAAAUCUUCAAGGAAGUCUUUUGAGAAGUGAAGGAAAAGUUUUUGAAGUUAUAUAACUAAUAUCAU